CGAGCGGGCGCCGCGGAGCGCGGGGCAGAGGGACGCUGGCUACCCUGGACAGCGCAUCGCCCGCCGGGUCGCCGCGCCGCCGCCGGGGAUCAUGGAGCAUCUAAAGGCCUUUGAUGAUGAAGUCAAUGCUUUUUUGGACAACAUGUUUGGACCUCGAGAUUCUCGAGUCAGAGGAUGGUUCAUGUUGGACUCCUACCUUCCUACCUUUUUUCUUACUGUCAUAUAUCUACUUUCAAUAUGGCUGGGUAACAAAUAUAUGAAGAACAGACAUGCUCUUUCUCUGAAGGGAAUCCUCACCUUGUAUAAUCUCGGAAUCACACUACUCUCCAUGUAUAUGCUGGCAGAGCUUAUUCUCUCCAGUUGGGAAGGAGGCUACAACUUACAGUGUCAGAAUCUUGCCAGUGCAGGGGAAGCCGAUAUCCGGGUAGCCAAGGUGUUGUGGUGGUACUACUUCUCCAAAUUAAUAGAGUUCCUGGAUACGAUUUUCUUUGUUUUGCGGAAAAAAACUGGUCAGAUUACUUUUCUCCAUGUAUACCAUCAUGCCUCUAUGUUUAACAUCUGGUGGUGUGUUUUGAACUGGAUACCUUGUGGCCAAAGUUUCUUUGGACCCACUCUGAACAGUUUUAUCCACAUUCUUAUGUACUCCUACUAUGGACUUUCUGUGUUUCCAUCUAUGCACAAGUAUCUUUGGUGGAAGAAAUACCUCACGCAGGCUCAACUGGUGCAGUUUGUGCUCACCAUCACACACACCAUGAGCGCUGUCGUGAAACCCUGUGGCUUCCCCUUCGGCUGCCUCAUCUUCCAGUCUUCUUACAUGCUUACACUCGUCAUCCUCUUCUUAAAUUUUUAUUUCCAGACAUAUCGAAAAAAGCCAAUGAAGAAAGAGAUGGAAGAGUCACCAGCAGGGAAAGAAGUUAAGAAUGGUUUUUCCAAAGCCUACUUCACUGCAACUAAUGGAGUAACAAUAAGCAAGAAAGCACAGUAAACAUCGAGUAACCAGACAAAGCAUAUAUAAUAGCCUAACAGAUUCGCUUGUUUUAAAGCAAGGACUGAAUUGCAAGUUAUAUAUGUUUUAGCAUAAACUAAUUUCUUUUGAGUUUAUAAAUCAUUUGUACCCAGAAUGUAUUAAUAUCUUGCUAUUAGGUUAAUCUGUUAACUGAAUGCUUCUGUCAGCACUGAGGUGAAGCUGAACUCUGUAGACCUCAGAACUGGUGCAACCUCUCCCUCCGUCCCCCGUCCCCCCCCCCCCCCCCCCCCCCGACUUCACCCCGCACCAGAAACCGUCUUUAUAAUGCCUUAUAUACAUCAAAGCCAGGAAACUCGAAGCAUUGUUUCUCACAGCAAGUCUUCAAAUUAAAAGUUAAGAGUUUUGUUCACAUUAAAAUGUUUUUUAAAAUGUUAAUUACCUUCUAAAUACAGGGUAUGUUCCAAUCUAUAUUAAGCAAUAAUUGUCAGUGCAUAAAGUAAUUAGGCCCUGUGUUCCUUUAGGAAUCAACCCCAUAAAAUUUAUUAGAAUGGGAUUAUAAAUGGAAAAUGUAGCAAAACUUUUCUCUUAGAGUCUGUCAAAUUCCCACAGCCACCCCUGAUUCUCAACUUAGUGAUAUGGUAAUGAAAUUUGUAUAUUUUUAUUUUGAGGAUUAGUUUUUCGAAGAAAAAAAAAAUCUUCUGCCAAACCCUCAUAGCUCAGGGGCCUUGAACAGGAGUUGUUCCUCAGUUUUAAUUUGGUUUCUUUAAUUAUUCACGUCUACCUCUCGUGUUAAGUUGCCCAGGUUAAGAUAUAGACAGAACAAUACUCAGUAUUAAAAGCAGAAUCUCAACCUGGCUGCUCAUCUCUUUCUGAACAAGGACCCAAGCCCCUUCUGCCCUCUUCCUUAGAAUGAUAUGCCACUGGGAUACUUACAAAUCAGAAUUAACAGCAAUCAGGGCAGAUAGACAUUGAACUUGUCAAUGAGUUCUUGUGAGCCUGUUUGUGAAUUUUGUUCCCAAAUCCCUGCUGUCACUCUUUGCAGGUGAAGUUUUUGAAAGUAGGAAAUAAAAAUUGGAAGACUGUGGAGAGAUUUCAACACUAAGCCGUGAGCUAGUCAUGAGCCGCACUGAAAAGUGCCGAUUUGGCAAACUCAGCUCAUCCUUUCCCUGCCCUGGUAACAGCCUGUACUGAGAAUCAAGCACAAAAGCCGAGGAAGGCAUUAAUGAAUAUUUGCUUCCUCCCUAAGGUGGGAUUGUUACUUACUAUUACACUGUACCAAGAAUGGAGACAGAAUGUGUUCUGAAGAUUUGAUGAUGGUUUAUACCCUAUAAAAAGCACUUAUACCCUAGACCUUCUUUUUAAAAUAAGUUUUUAGGUCAUAAUGUUGACAUCAAAUGCUUAAGUGCCAGGAAGGCACUGUCACCAUUGCCCCAACACAUUCCAGUCUGUCUGGGAGUGCCUUUCUGUCUUUUUUUUGCUUUUCUUGCCUCCUAACCUCUAGUUUUUAAUUUAUUUUUUCUCUUUAAAAAAAACAAAACACUGAAUUUUCUACUGACAUUGCAAACUGACAAUGUACUGACUUUUCUAAUUCUCUUUCAUGUAAACUACCCACUCAGGAUUCUGGCCCACUUUUUGAAAGAUGACUAGAUCUCACACUGUCUUCAUGGUGAAAGGUUGUACCCUGUAACAUCCCUUCUCUAUUUGUUGAUCUAGUUCUGUUGAACAGACAUCUGUCUGAUGCCCACUUAUUCUUGGAUUUAUUUUUCUAAACAGUUUUCUAAAACUGACUUGCGCUAGGGUGCUUAACCCCCACGUCCGUCACAUUAUAACUGUAUUAUUAUAAGUAUUGUUCUCUCCUAGAAACUCGUUGUAAAACAAGGGUUGUAAAACAAGGGCUAACUUUGGGCAUGACUGUUACUGCUCCUCGGUGACAAAUAGAACUUGGACUGAGGAGAAAGCCCUUGGAGCAACUGGACUCUAGUUCGGUUUUAGGUCCCAAACAUGGGCUAAAAUCCAGGUAAAAAUGAGACUCAGAGAGGACACAUCACUGUCAUUCAUGGUAUUCAUCUUAUUCUUAAUUGUCAAUAGGCCCUAAAGUCUCACCACUCGGCACCAUACCUGCAAUUCUGGGCGCUUCCAUGAGCUUUGUAUCUGCAGAGCAUGGCGGGAAGCUAUUGUCCAGCAGAAGGACAGGCCAAGGAGUGCUACACAUAGGGCAGCUUGACACCUCUCAGAUCAAAGGGGAAAACUGGGGUAGUUUACACUUUCAAGCUCAAUUUAAAGGUUUCAGGAUGAUUUCCAAUUGGUCUUUAAUUCUAGAGAAGCUUUAAUAAAACAUUUAUGGCCUUAAACCAUUCAAGGGCUGGUAAAAAUACAUGGAGCUAAGAUAUCUUAGCCACAAAAAUUGAAUCAGGUAAAUAUUUUAGCCUGUCAUUAAGUGUUACAGCUUUGAAAAACAAACUGUCUACUUAUGUGAUGUUCCUAAAACAAAACUGUAAAAAAUUUAUAAAGAAAAAAAUGGAAAAUGUUUUUUCCCAAAUUUCUUCUUACUCAUAACAGUGAAAACAUUUAAAUGAGUACUGUAAGCAGUAAGCAUAUCUGUUAAUAAUUCCCCCAGUUUUUAAACUAACAAAAUAGAACGUUUACUUAAUGGAAUUAAACAUAGAGUAAUUUUCAACCCUUCAAAAUUACAUAUUGAACUAUUUAGGCAUAUUGAGGGUGAAUUUCUCCCACCACCAUGAGAAAGGUACUUAUUUUAAAGCAAAAUGAUAUACUGCAAUGGGCAGAACAGCACUUUGUGUGUAGAGACCAUUCUGGUUCUUUCUAAUAUUUCCAUAUCAUUUUAUGAUGUUUCUGGGGGGCUUCCUUAUUCAGAAAAUAAGGAUAUCACUUUUUUGGUUUACCGUUGAAAGUACUUAUACCUUAAGAACAUAGUAUCAUGAUUGGGGUGGCCAGGGAGGCAGGAGAAGCCAUUUUUCUUUGUAGAUAGAUAAAAAGCAUUCUGUAUGAUUGUUGUAUAAUAAAUUGAUUUUUACACUAAA
Hipposideros armiger (great roundleaf bat) is the source of this 4008-nucleotide messenger RNA. It is a transcript of the gene ELOVL2, whose product is annotated as ELOVL fatty acid elongase 2. Gene Ontology annotation, biological process: fatty acid elongation, polyunsaturated fatty acid; very long-chain fatty acid biosynthetic process; fatty acid elongation, saturated fatty acid. Gene Ontology annotation, cellular component: endoplasmic reticulum membrane; endoplasmic reticulum. Gene Ontology annotation, molecular function: fatty acid elongase activity. Bases 92 to 985 code for a protein of 297 amino acids. The transcript is spliced from 8 exons. NCBI's taxonomy places the organism in Eukaryota, Metazoa, Chordata, Mammalia, Chiroptera, Hipposideridae. The record is from RefSeq and is a predicted model, not a curated record.